CACGGCAUCACGGUGGAUUGUUGGUCGUCGAUUUGGCUGGUUGUGGGUUGCCUCGCCUCGCCGCCCGACCGGCUUUGUUUGGUUUUUGAUAGACCUCGAUAAUCUGUUUGUUACACGGAGCUAAAGUGCGGCCUAUACGUAGAGCACUCACCUCCUCCACGAUACUAUACAACAACCCCUCCCGCACUCAACGAAAUGAUGUUCCUUUCCGUAUGCACUCUUCUAUUGGUUUCCUACAAUCUCUCCGGUUCCAAUGCUCAGCAUAUCCCUCCAAGCCCGCCCUGGCAUCUUGCCGUUCCCGGCCCGUCGUUUCGUCCGGUCGUUGUCGAAGAGUGGAUGACAAUCCAUCAAACCGUAACCGUCACGGUAAUUCAGUCUAUCUUGUCUACGAAUACGCCGAGGCCAGCGAUAGCCUCGUCUACGAAUACGCCGAGGCCAGCGAUAGCCUCGUCUACGAAUACGCCGAGGCCAGCGAUAGCCUCGCUUCCGGACCUAGCGGUGCCAAAGCUAGACCCGGCGGCCGGCACGUACGCCAACGUCUUCCUUGUCGGCGUGUUCCUGCUCUUCGUCAUGGUGGUCGUGUACCUUGGAGCAUACGCUUCCUGGCACAUCUUCAGCAGGUGCAGGCGGAGGUGGAUGCUGGGAAGCAAGUACGAGAUGGAGCUACGCGAGGCGCGGGUGCGCGUGGGCGAGAGUGCGGGCUUGAGUGAUGUGGGCAGUGCUGGUAGGGUGAUUACGCAGCCGGCGGUGGGAAGGAGGGCUGGGCUUUGGUGGCGGGCAGACCACGCAGGGAGAGCUACGGAGAGAGAAGGCGGACGACGUGCAUUGCGGUUCAGCGGAGUGGAAUCUAAAGGGACCCAGAGGCUGAGAGGAUCUGUCGUUCUGGAGGAGGUAUAGCCGCCAUUGUUGAUGAAGGCAUUUGGAGAUGAUCACAGGGUUAGUGUACAGUAUCAGUUGUUACGGUGUCACUGAAGGC
Molecule: messenger RNA, 976 nt
Organism: Tricharina praecox
Lineage: Eukaryota; Fungi; Ascomycota; Pezizomycetes; Pezizales; Pyronemataceae
Exons: 1
Coding region: 196-897 (233 amino acids)
Source: RefSeq, a predicted model, not a curated record